CUCUCUCAGUUGUAUCGCGGGGAGACGCGUGCGUGUCACUCUUUCACCGUCGCGCGCCCGCGCGCGUGCGUGCGUGCGUGCGUGUGUGAGGUGAGGCGCGCGCGAUGUGCUGUCAUCCGCGUCGCCUUCGAUGCGAAAGCAUGCGAGGAUACGCGAAGUCGCGCGUGAGUACGAAGACGCGGAAGGGAGGAUCAGUUUGCUGCGUUCGAAGAGUUAAUAAAUAUCCGUUAGAAAUAUUAAUCGCUGCGAAUUUCGUCGCCGCUCGCAAAAUAUUUCGCGCAAUGGAACGCGCGCUCUCUCUCUCUCUCUCUCUCUCUCUCUCGUAGUCAUAUGCGCGGUGAGUCGCGUCCGGUCGACGGCGAAUCCUCGUCGAUUCUCGCAGCCGCGGCACGCUAAAGCGAACGUCACGCAUUUCGUGCGAUAAGCGACUCGGCGACAUAAAGCUGACUCGGCGCGUCCUUACGGAGAGAUUACUGCCGCUCGCCGUGACUCGGCUCGUUUCGACGAAAGCGCGCGAAACGAGAAUUCUCGCGCGAGCGCCAGCCGCUUUCGACGUCGUGUGCCUCCUCCUCCUGCUCCUCCUCGUCCUCGUUGUCGUCGUCGUCGUCGUUUGUUCGCGCGUCGUUGAUCAGUCGUCGAGUAGAUUUCACGUGACAGGAAACGUCAUGGGUGUUAUCUUGACGAGUCAUCGGCGGCCUGAAGAUUUUGUUACACGUUUCUCCACGCGAUCGGCGAGUUGGACGAGUUUGUCAACGCGUCACCAGUCCGUCGAUACGAUCCGGUUCGCAUGCAGCGCUCGAGACUAAGGGCGAGACUCGUACGCGUCUUGUAAAAAGUCUUGUCGUGACAUUAGAGCUGACGCGCAAACAACGUCUCUACGUCGGCGUCUGAAUCAUCGAUGAUCUUCGACAAGGUCGUCUCUGACGCGCUCUUUCGUUCUGAAAAGUCCAUUUAAACCCAACGCACAUGUCACUCCCAUUGAACGCGAUACAUCUCGGCGACAUUUCGGAAACGAAUAGUGUGCGACUUGAGAUGAAGCAAUUGUUUAAACAAAAAUGCCUGACACGAAGGCGUCACGUCAUCGAAGUUGUCAAUAACGAGACUUAAAAAGCCCACCGCUUAGCUCGUUCGUUGAACGUGAAAUCGCGGGAUCUAAUGUGUCGUUCACAGUUUUCGGAGUACAAACGAACGAACGAACGCACUCACGCACGCACGCACUUGUUUUACGUAACGAAAACGCGUCGGCAGAACGUUCGCUCGCUCGCUCACUCGCUCGCUCGUUGGUUCGUUGUCUCGCUCGCGCGCGCGUGCGCUGCGUGUAAUCUAUCCGUCGUCGGGCCUCGCGUCGCUCGGCGGGGUGUACGGUGUAGGGGGAGGGGAGAGCUCUUCGAUCAUCGGCAUUACUGGCCUCCCUCGUGCGUCCUCGUGUCUCGUCGGAUCGGCGCGGCGGCCGAUCGGCUGGUUCCGUGCGCCGCCGCCGCCGCCGCCGCCAGUCUUGCUCCAGCUCGCGCGCGCUACGGAUCCUCGCGCUCCGAUCCGCCACCGCGGCAGGAAUCGGCAAUAAUACAGUGGCGCGGAACAUAGGGGAGAUACACCUACUUAUACCUGUCUGUCUUAUACCGCCCGCCUGUCUGCCCACCUAUCCACCUACGACGUGUUUUUUCUGUGCUUUCCAGCGAGAGGAGUACCGAUCGACUUGCAGCCGGCUGUUGUUCUCGUCGUUGCCCCGUCGCAUCGGUACGUCGCACUUCGUACCUCUCGUCGUCUACGUCGGCAGUGCGCGCCUUGGAUACGCGUCACGCAUGCACGCAUGGACAAGCAACGACGACGCGGCGGCACUGCCCAAUGAUGGCCGUGCCGGGUUUCACCGUUGACGUAGUGAUGUAUUAUUAGUGGUGCGCGUCGCGGGAAAGUGUGUGCCGCUCUGUGCUCGCUUCUGUCCGGUAAUCCCGCCUCUAUCCGUGUGUCCUCCGCGAACCGUGCGCGGCCGAUAAUAACGCGGAGAGUGUAGCCGGGAAUCAGUGAUCGCGGCGAAGGGAAGGCACGAUACGUAUUUCGGCCCAUCCGUGUGUUGCGUGAGUGAGAGUUUCAUAUCAGUGCAACGACGGUUUUCGCUCGCUCUGUGGAUUAUCAUAUUGGAUAUUACUGGUACGCGCUCCGAGACGCAGCCACGUCCGACGACCGUCGCCAGCCGCACACCGGUUAAGCACUCGGAUUCUGCCUGGCAAAGUCAGCCCCGCUGGUGUUCCGUGAGAGAAAGGAAGUGCGGAGAAGCGACGGAGAGGCCUUCCCUCCGGCAAUUACCGGCUUCGAUCUUUCACGUCGCUCGUCGAGAACGGAGCUCAGUCGAGUUCGGAGAUAAGGUUCAACGAAUGGGAAUUUAUACGUCCUCGAUCCAUCCCUGAAGCGGGUCUCCCACACGUUAUGGUGCAGUCUGCAUAACGACCGUUCGACGUAUGGCACUGCAAUGAACAAGAUGCAGAGACAAAGCCGGCGCAGUUCGGAGGUGGAGGUUGCGCUUAUGCGCCCCGUAAGCACGGCUGGCUAAUAGCCACGGAGCCCGUCCCCGACACAUCCCGCAGCCACACCAGGUAACUUGAUGGAAAAUUAUGAGAUGGCCACGGUAACGCUGGGCUUCUGACUUACUCUAGAAUAGCAGUCGGCGUGACAUGGAUGUGAGCUUCACGAACGUGUUAGAGGGGGCUCGCCAGUACUUCCAGGGAUUGCCCGUACCGAGUACAGGUGGUGCAGCCGCGUCGGUGGACCACAGUCUCGCGACUUCCUCCACGAAUUCGGCCUCGUCCACGUCGGCGACGACGCACGAUCAUGGCGUUUCGUCGCAACCGGUGGCGGCACAAGCGACUCAGUCGAUUUCGACUUCCGCCAACGGUAACGGCGGUAGCAGCAACAACAAUAGCAAUAAUAUCCAAGAGGCGAGUCGUUACUCCACCGACGUUAGACCGUCGUCGGUGGAGAACGCCGCUACGAGUUCAGGUAGUUUCUGGAAUCCGCACGUGGAACCUUACCCGCCGCAGCCGACCAAGGUCGAGGUACCGGAUACGAGGCCAGGUGACGAAGGCACCGCCAUGGAGCCCAGUUCAUCUUCCACCGUCAUUUUAACCGAGAUGCAACCUUCUAAUCAUCAGUCCUCUUUAUCCUCUUCCUCCUCCUCCUCCUCCUCUUCCUCCUCUACCACCGUUGUCGCCGCCGCCGCCGCCGCCGCCGCCGCAGCAUCGUCGACGAACUACUCACAGAGACCGCCGACGUCGUCCACUUCCUCCUCCGGCGAUCACCAUCAUCACCAUCAAUCGCAUCCCCCGACGUCGAACUCGACGUCGCAGCUGCAACACAUGCAGCCACCCCAACAGCCACAUUCCCCCGGUCCUGUUUACCAGCAGCUCAACAGCGUCAGCAGGACGUCCUUCACCGCGGCGGAGAUGCUCGCGUCGUCGCACACUUCGACCUACCAGACCGCCAACGACCGGCAGUCGCAGCCGAUCGUUGCGCAAAGGACUCAGUACUAUCCACGUUACCAUCACCCGGACAUCACCAAGAGCGCACCGGUACCGUUCUCGCAAAGUUCCAUCUACCAGUCCGCCAACGUGGCACCAGCAUCCACGAACGCGGUUCAGCAACCGAGCACGAGACCGACACCGGUGGAACAGAACAACGUGUCCGGUGUCGCGCAGUCGCAUUGUACGUCAGAACAGCCACGAUUGGCCGGUACUUAUGGCAAUGUGCCGCCGUCUCAGAGUCCUCUCGGUGGCUCCACAGUGUACGGGUCCGAUUCCUCCUCCUCUCAGAGUUACCGCAUGGGUCAGUCGAUUCGCUUAGCGGCUUCCGCAAGCAUCACCGACAGAUCGCAUCACUCGGACGGGCACUCUUCCAUCACCGCUGCUGCCGCCUCCUCCUCUUCUUCCUCCUCCUCUUCCUCUUCCUCUUCGUACACCUCGUCGCCGGUAUGUUCCUCAACCAAUCCGUCGGCCAGCUCGCGUCAGCUCGGUGGCAGCUCCUCCGGUCACAUUCCUUCGUCGCAGUCGCAGAAUCUUCCGGGGCACAUUCCUUCGCCGCAUCUGCCGUCCGCUUCGGCGCAUCAUCAUACUCAGCAACAGCAGCAUCAGCAUCAACCGUCGCAUCUGCAGCAGCAACAACAGCAGCAGCAGCAGCAGCAUCAGCAUCAGCAUCAUCCUAGUCGUAUAAAUCCGUCGCCGCACUCGCUGAACCCCUCAUAUGGAGGUCGCUCGUUGCCACCCCCGCACGGCGCUUCACCGUCGUCUUCAAUCACAACGGCGAAUCACUCACAGCAGAUGCCGCCGCCGCCGACGACGAAUCUAAGCGGGUAUCAUGCAGGCGUGACGACGCCGUCGCCGCACGAAUCGACGCACCACGCCACCCCGUCGCCACAUCACGCCACGCCGUCGCCGCAUCACGCGACUCCGUCGCCGCAUCGGCAGUCACCCCACGUGUCGAACCUGCACAAUACUCACGCGUCUCCGCAUCACACACCGUCGCCGCACAGCGGCUUCCAGCCGCACUCGCCGACUUAUCCGCCGCCACCACAGCCUCCGUCAGCGUCCAACCGGUCAACGUCGCACCCGUACAAUCUGCCGGUCACCUCGCAGCACUAUCAAACGCCAGCGGCUUACGCGAACAACCCUUAUGCGCCGCCGCCGUCUUCGUCUUCGUACCAUUCCUUCCAGAAGACCCCGUCGCAGUCUCAGGGGAGCUACUACUCGCAGCCCAGUCGAUCUCAUAGUCAGUCGUACAAUAUGCAACAAAUGUUAGCGCCACCGCCGCAGACGGUGUUCUCCGGCACACCCGGCAACAACAGUUUGGGCUACCAGCCGAGCAAGCAUGUAACAAUGUACAACGGCGCGGACGCGAAGAGAAACGCGAUGGUGGACGUCGCGGCGGCUCCCUACGGAGCGAGCCAUCGGUCGCCUGUGUCCGUGCAGAGGAGCAGCAACACGCACAACCUGCCGCCCAUAGCCGCUCUUUCGUCCUACCAUUCCAAUAGGAGCCGCGAGCCGGUGGGUGCGAAAUCAGCGCAGUCGGUGCAACGACAACGGACGCAUUCGACGAGUGCGACCAAUGCGAAGAUACCCGGUGCGAUGCCACCGACCUCGUCGAUCGCGAUGCAUCCGCAGAGGAUCGUCGAGUACCCGGUCACACCGGCGGUGAUGAAUCACGCGAUACCGGUGAAUGGCAGGACCACCACCGUGACGAAUCUGUCGUACACCACCCGGUACAGCGGUCAACAGAACUAUCCGUCGUACGCCACGACGAUGGCGCCCAGUCAUCAGGGCAGCAACUCGACGAGUAGCACCACGGUCACCUCCAUCGGCGGCGGUACCGUGAGAUCUUCCGUUCCAACAGCUGCAAUUCACGCGUAUCAGUCUUCCGACGAGACGGAUCGGGCGGCGGGAUCGUCGUAUCAUCAUCAUCAGGCGUCGAUGCGAACGACCGAGAGUUACGCCUACAAGGAGUAUCCUUAUCAGAGCACAGCGUCGUCCAGCGGGCAGUCCGGUUCAACUGGCGCCAUAGCCAGCUCUCCGUCGCCCAGCAACGCGGUUCGGAAGCGAGAGUCCCCCUUGGACCUGUCCGUGAAGACGGUCAAGACAUCUGCCGAUUCCACAGCACAGGAUGAUCUCGAAGCCACCAGCACGGACAAACAUGUUAGUAGCUCGAACCUGAGCACCUCCAGGAGCAAUGUGAGCAGGUCGAUGCCGCCCCCACCGGUGCAAGCGGUGCCGUCGCAGCCGUUGUACCCGUCGUCGUAUGAUCCGCGACCGUCGAGCAACAGCAGCAGCGGUAACAUCAGGAAUUCGAUGUCGUGCGUGCGCACGUCCACACCUCAGGCGGUGUGCGCGCCGAAGGUCGAUUUCUUGCCGAACUUUAACUCGUCGCCGUUGCGCCACCAGGUCGCUCAAUCCCACGAGAACGCCCUUCGAAGGAGCACCGCGCAACAGCAACUAUACGUUCCACCCUCCCAGCCUCUCCCGUCGCAUCACGCAAACAACACCGCCCCACUGCCUCACAUGUCCACCUUUAAGAAGCGUCCACUGCCCACGACGCAGCUGUACGAUAGCUUGUCGAUACCGCCACCGCCACCGUCGUCAUCGUCAUCGUCGUCUUCGUCGUAUCUCCAACCAAACGACUCUAUGCCUUCGAGAUUGCCCAAGUAUCCGCCGAUGGUAGAUCCGUCGCGCGUCGGUUCGGCUGCUUUGCCCACGCAGGACUACUCGCACGAUCCGACCAAAUAUUACCUGGACAACAAGAGCAAGUUUAGCCAGCAGUACUUUUCGCGUGAGCGAGUCCCUUUCAAGAGACUCGGUGAGACAUUGCACAGUGGACCAAGCAAGCAGCCCAGACUCGCUUGGUCGGUAGCCGCGGACAAGUCGACCGAGCAGAAGCUAUCGACUGUGAACGCGUUGAACGAACAGAAACGGCAGGAGAUGAACCUGCCGGUUCAUCUGCCGAACGGGGCGCUGAUGACACCCACCGCCUACGAACAGAGACCUGACAGCGGCUACUCCACGCCGGAAUCGUCGAGGUAUCAGCAAGCAUACUGUGAUAAGAGGAACUAUUCGGACUCUAAGGUCAUACGAAGCUCACCUACGUACAGUCACCCGGUGAUCUCGAAACCCUCCAACGUCCACUCCAUGCCGCAACAUCUGAGCACUGCUCAGCCGACGUAUUCGAGCUACCGUCAGGCUCAGAAGACGACGUGUCCACCGAUAGGAACGUCUGGUGGCCAACCGAUGGAUCAACCUAGCAACACCGGCGCCGACAAGAGGGUGUUGAACUUGCUCAGGAACAGUCUGGAGAACAAGCAGCAGAGGGAGGAGCAGUUGAACAGCCAACAGCCUAUCCUGGUCAACCAUAGUCAACAGAGCUUUCAGAAUAAAGUCGUCGCGCCAGUCGAGCCCAAAACCAACAUCGGCAGGCACAACCUGUCGCCGUUCACGGCUGCGAAUCUGCUGGAGCGGAACAGCAACACGCCGCCGCAUUACAAGUUCCACAUGCCGCGGGCGGUAGACUCGAUCACUCAGGAGGCGGCGCCCCGCAGCCUGUACAGUUCGAGACUGAACACGUCCGCCACAUUACCCGGCAAAGAGGCCCUCCUGGGACCUCGCGGUGCCGAGAAUCAGAUCCAUCGUGACAAGGACGACGGCCUCGCUGCCAUCUUAGCCGCGAAGAUCAGGACGAAGGCGGAAUUGAAACAAGUCGGGACCGGCCACUUUACAACGAAAACACCGCUCUUACCGCUUCAGGACGCGUCGCCGACGCCGAAAGCGACUGAUAGCGCGGCCUCGACAUCGACGCCACAAUCCGGCUCGUCCGCGGGCAGCCCGCCGAAAUUAACGCGCGAGAAGACAACUUGCCUACCACCCAGAAGACGUCUGUUCUCGAGAACCGAAGAUGACAACAUGCCCGUUGCGGCAACAGUGCCCGCGGCUGCGGCGACGACGACAGCGAACGCGGGCACGGUUGCAUCCGUAGUGCCAGCUAGGGCGAGCGGGUGCAGAAGCUCGUCCGAGACGUCGGUCUUUGAUUUCCGCGAGAGCGACUCGGAGGGUGAGAUGCCGGUCCUCGAGCGGCAGACCUUGGAGGAGAUGAGAAGGGACAGGAAACAGUUGUCGAAGGUGCAGCCUCCGAUUCCCCUCAACGAUGCUGUGUGUAUGAGUACCUCGACGGAUCUCGUCAAAAUCGAGCUGAAGGAGAACGACAAGAUCAACGAGGUCGAUCCGUUCUGGACUACCACCUGUGAUAAUUUUAUGGAGCAAUUGCGUAGGAGAGAAACGAAGAAACGAACACGUACGCAAAUACUCAGCGGUAACGCAUCGUCAAAGUUCGAACACACGGCGAUAGAUAGUGACAGAGAUUCCGAUACCAACGCGUCGUCGCAACCUCAGAUCAAGCCUGAAAACACCAAGAAAGAGUCGCUUGGAGAUCUAAACGUCAAGAGCAAAGAUGAGUCGUCAGAAGCGAAGAUCAAGGAAGACGGAGACACGGUUUACAAGGUCAAGGUAGAGCCCGAGCUGGGUAAGGACGACGACAAACACUCGAGUGACGAUUCGGACGAAGUGCCGUUAAUUAAGAGAGCGACGAGACACAAGACGAUGAAGAAAGAAGACAGCGACGGCGAGGAAGAAGUAAUAUGCAGGAAGAGGCGGGUUCGUCGUGGCAGUAGAAUCAAACUCGUUUCAUCCAGCGGCAGCGAUUCCUCAAGCGAAGACAGCGACGGCAGUACCGAAUUCGGUCGUGGUUCUUCGGUAGCUGAUAGACUACGUGCUAGAAAACGGUCGAUGAAUAACGCCAAUUCCGAAAACGAAGGUAUGAAGCUUCGCUCGAGGGAUACGACUCCUCACAAGAUGAACAAUUCGGAAAAAGAGGCGAAACUGUCGCCACCCAAAGGUGGGCCCUCUCAGAAGAGAAAACCGAAGCCAUUGUUCGGUGAUGGCAGCGAUUUUCGACCCGGAUGGGAAGAGGAGGUCUACGUAUACAAGAAAUCUUUGAGAAUGCCCACCAGGUUAAUAACGGUGUCGAAACCGUCGCGCUUUCAUAGAUUGUCCACGUCGUUGCCGGACUUGGAUCCCGGCUCGCCAGCCUUGUCCGUUUCGAUGGAUAGCUCCGACGUUUGUCUAAGUCGUAAAAAGCUGAUAGACAGCGACAUGGAGUCCAAUUACAGCUUUAGUAUCGCCGGCAUCGGCGGUAAGAUCGACGACGAAGAAGCGACUUCAUCCACAACUGUGUCUUGUCCACCGAAAGCUAUGAAGCAUUCCCGAUCGGAGAACAGUUCUAUCGUCGACGUUCUCGCGCAGAAGGUCGGCAGCGAUAAGAUCGAUUCGAAAAGAAAAUUGAGUCCGAAAGGUAGCAAGAUCCUCAAUAAGAGUAGCAACGAACCGGAGCUCUUGCCGACACCCAGUCUUACGCCACUCUUGCCGUCUGAGACGUUCAAGAGCUCGAGGAGUAAGAGUCCAUUAAAGAAUAACAAGUCCACGCUCAGAGUGACUGACUCCAAUCUGCUUGGUUACUUCCGCAAAGAGACAGUCAAUAAUUUCCGCAACGCGUUCAAGAAUAAUCAUACGUUGCCCAAUGAGUUUUCCACUCUGGUGCUGAAGAGCAGAACGAGAACGGAGACGAAGGUCUUGAAGAAGGAGGCGACCAUCCGCGAAGUAUUCGGCGAGGAUAGACCGGCGUCGGCGCCACCGAUGCAUAACCGCGACGACACAUCUCAAGACGACGACUCGCAGAACGAGACGAUGGAGAACACGCUGGGGAAGGCACGCACGUUGAAACAGAGACUAGUGUCCCGCUUAAAGAAUACCAGUAUACAGCGAAGUCGCAAGGCGAUCGUCAAUAAAGUGAUGGCCGAGAGGCGAAAGGACUUGCUCAAGUCGAUCGCGGACAAGACCCUGCGUCGCAUCAAGACUGAGUUGGAAGAGGAAACGGUACAAGAGGAGGCGAAUGACGCCAGGGAGGAGGAAAAUAACGAGUUGGAGGACGACAAGAACGACCCCGAGGCUCCCGGUAAAAAGAGAUUGAAGCUUCGUACUAGCCGACGUAAAUUCCGCUCCGGAUUCGACUACAUUCGUAAGAAAAAGAAGCCGAUGAAAAGGGACGAGACGUUGUCGAAGGAAAAGAAAAGACAAGUGCUACCGAGGCCCAACCCGGAAUGUGUAGGCGACAUUCAGUCUGAAAUCAGGACAUGGGUUAUCAAGAAGGGAGUCGGCGAAACGAUACUACACCGCGCCGCCAGACUCGGUUACACGGACGUGGCCGCUUAUUGCCUGGAGAAACUCAAUAAUAUUGCAAGUCCCAAAGACAACGCGGGUUAUACUCCACUUCACGAGGCCUGCUCCAAAGGUCACCUGGAGAUCGCGAAACUUUUACUGGCUUACGGUGCAAACGUUAGUGAAAGUGCUAAUGGCGGUAUCAGGCCAUUACACGAAGCAGCAGAGAACGGUGCCACUGAGCUCGUACGUUUGCUAUUGUCUUACGGUGCUGACCCAUUGUUAGCGACUUACUCUGGACAAACGCCGAUGAUGUUAGCUGUUGACACCGAGGCUCAUUCUAUUCUUGAACAGCACUUGGAUGAUGUUCAAGGGCGUGCUACUGUGCCGUGGUCAUUCUCCGGUACAAAUGUUAGUGCCGAUUCAGAAGAGACGGGUUGUAAUCCGCUUGACGAAGUUCCAUUGGGCAAUCCUGAAUCGAGUUUGGACGACGUCGAGAUGGAAGUGAGCGAUAUGAAUCUACCCGCCCUCUUUACCCUGAAAAACGACUCUGACAAAUGGGUGCUACUUCAUGAUCUCAUGGCGGUCUUGAAAGUGAAGAGCCGCGACGCUCUCUUGCGUCAGAUUAAUCCAAAGGCCCACUCUGGGCCGCCUGCGAUCGCCCAUCGCGAGGUAAUGCGUGAGCUGAAACUGCCGGAUUUUCUAGAGCAGACGCGCUGUUGCCACUUGUUAAGCGGCGGCGAGAAGAUUAACGUGCGUGGCUCCAAGGUUACACUGAUCAAGUACAACGACAAGGUCAAGUCUCUGCUAAACGUGGAGAAACUGCUGAUUAGUCUCAGGUGACAGGAGGCGUCUCUGGGGCGAUCGUCUCCCCAGGCAAGACCAUCGACCUCGAUUCUUCCGGUCAAGGAGCACCAUAAGAAGACCGAUGGGAGGAGCACCACCGCUGUCGUGAAGCGCGAACGACAGCCAGUUUUCCGUCAGCGGAAACGAUAGGAAACACGCGACAAGAAUUCCGCAAAUUGAGCGACGAGUAUCAAUCGAUUAUCAUAUAUGCUGACGAUUGUGAGAAUCGCUAUUCGCGAUCUGGGAGUCUUCACUGAUCGUGGAUGCCGAUACUGCAAGAAUUGAAACUGGCUUACGUGAGAACCAACGCCGUGUGAUCGACCUACCACUCGCUUACACGGAGACAGAUGUUGGUGAUCGAGAUGAAGGAGAACAAGUUCCUGUUACGCUGAGAAAAUCCGGAUGGCCGACUCGCAACAACAAGCAAUCGUCCCCGAAGAGAGAGAAGCUAAACGUCGUUGGCGCAACAUUGAAGAUCAGUACUUCUUUGCGUGUCUAGACAUUUUCCGACGUUUCUUGGCUCGUUUCUAAAGGUAAAUCGCCUUGAUAUCGAUGAUUGAUUCUCUCCUCGCGAUCUGUCUUAUAGUGCACAAAUAUGAAGUUUGAUCGGUGAUAAGAGGACGUGUACAAUCGGUUCCGUUCCUUCGCUUGAGCAUCGAAUGACGAGUCCGUCGAUCUCUGUCACGCGCUAGCUGUCUUGACGUGUGUGACGGCAGUCGCAACUUCGAAGCUCGUACCGGUGCAAAUAUAGUUUUAACGAAACGAUUGUUUACCUGAUGCGCAGCUAAGAGUGAGGACAAUGGAAAUAGCUACCUGUGACAUUAUAUAGCAGUAUUUAAUUGGGAUAUACGCGCGUGUAUCCGUAGGACAAUGAUAUUUUAUUAAUUCUCUUAAGGACUGAUUAAAUAAUACGAGAAGUUCGUUAAUAUGUAACGCUUUUAGGCGAAGAGAGAGAGAGAGAGAGAGAGAGAGAGAGAGAGAGAGUGUGUGUGCGUGUGUGUGUGUGCGUGUGUGUGUGUGUGUGUGAGAAAAGGAGAAAAAGAGAGAAGUAUCGUUUUAGGCGCAAUGAUAGAGAAAGCGAGAGAUCUCUCGACCAGAGAGACGCCAGAAAAAGAGUGAGAGAGAAAGAGAGUUUUUCUGGAGCGUCAAGCCGAGUCUCGGAAUGGUAAUAACGUUAGCAGUAAUAAAUUAUCCCGGGGAGAAAAGCGUGGCUGUCGUAUCGGAUAUAUUUUUAUCUCGCACGUGGCUUCGCGAGGUUUCUCCUAUUUUUUUUAAUCUUUUUCUUUAGGGAGAAUUCGGUCCGAAACGACUCAUAGAACUGGAAUGCGCCCUGCGUUUCAAGACGCUGUGUAUGUGUAUGAAAUCUGUGUAUGUGUGUAUAUGCGCGCAUAUUAUAGCGUUAGUUUUCCUCCUCGAACUCUUAUUACGGAACGCGUCGUUACAUUUAAAAUACAAGGAUGAACGUUUAGGGCGUGACAUCGAAAUUGCUGAUCAUGUUACCACGUUUUAGUUUUAUAUUUCUGUUUUCCUCUUUGCCGUUUUUGUUCGAAGGAAUAGUAUUGUCGCGCGAAUUAUAUUUAUGAAGCUCAUUAAUUGUUUCAUUGAUCAUUGGAUAUAUAGGUGUUUGCGAAAGUGAUUUGGAUUUCAAUCCGUUGAGUCCGGAAUUACUAUCUCGUCUGUUUAGUUUAAAUAUUAGGAGACAUGUCAGCAUGAUCGUUGUUAAUGAGUUAAAGGUGCAAAUUUGCCGUGUUUAAUCUAUCUCGACGAAGAAGAUGCGCACGAGUAUGUCAGCUCUUAGUUCGUACGAGAAGCUACUUGUAUUCGUAGUUUCCAGAGUAACGGUCAAUUUUAAUUCGAAUAAAAGAUAGACUCGACGAACGUCGAUAGCUCAAUUCUAAUGAAGUGGCAAGUGCAAUUUGUGAAAUGAGUUUUCUUGUUUCUUGUUUUUUUUUUAUUAUCUAGAUGAAUCAAUCAAUGUUCUUAGCAAUUGUAAAAAGAAAGAAGAGAGAGAGAAAGAGAGAUGAUAUACGCGAAAUUAUAUUACAAUGAUAAUUUGGUAACACCGUUGGACAACGCUCACUCUCUCUGUGCAAUAAAAUGUGUAACUAUUUUAUAUUUUAUCUUCGAGUUAUUUCUGUUUUGUGAUGAGACGGAGCAAUGUGUUUGUUAACGCGUCGUAUCGAUGAUCAGAAACUCACUGACGAAACAAUCUCUGAGAGAAAGGUCAGUUUCUUGUUCUACGUGUGGAGUGAAUAGCACAAGGAUCAACGCGAUCGAAUUUAAUGAGCGUAUGAUAAAAUACAAUGCAAGUUGCGCGAGAAAGUUCAAAUUAAAGAUAUUUAAUAUAACGUAGGCGCGCGUACUUUUAUUUUAUAUUUACAUACAUGAAUCUGCGAGAUCAAUCGUGAAAAAAUGGAAAGGAGAGAGUGAUAGAGCAGUGAAUUUCGAUCACCGAAGCGAUGUUGUGUGUUCGAUCGAAGCAAUCUAGGAUGAUAAAUUUUAGCGGAAAGUGAGGAGCUAUUUUAAACGUUGACAGAGUGAGUUCGUCGAUAGUACUUACUGUCGUCCCGCAACGUCCCUCGUGUACAUCGACCUUUUCAGUGACGGGGAAGGGGAAGGGAUAUUCGGCACGUAUACACGCACGUGUGCAUACAGACGUUACGGGACGGGAUGCGAAGUGAAAAAAGGAAAUGGAGCGUGUGAAAGCUCGAUUCGCAAUGCUUGGAAUGCCGUUGAUAACGCGUUUAAUUUUGGCGCCGUGCACAGAGGUUUCACUCCUUAUAAUCAGUCUCAGGGAAAAGUCCAUGUGUGUAUUCUGAAAAUAAAAAAAAAAAAGAAAAACUGACGGUGUACCCCGUACGACGGACGACGUAUGCAUACGCGAUAUGCGAAGCGACGCAUAUCAGUAUACACGUAUGCAUGUGUGUGUAUAGUAGUUAAUUAAAAAAGAAUCGCUCGCUAUAAUUAGGAUUAAUUAAUAUCUGAUACCGAGUGAUAUUAAUUAAUGUUAAUUGAUAUCGAUUCUCCUCACAUGUCCGAACCUAAGGGAGGCGUUUUUAAUUUUAUUUAGCUGACGAUUCAACUACAUGCGAGACAGAGGCGCGUAGUUACUACUGAUUGUACAUACCGACCUAUUUUCAGUAAAAAAAACCGUGAACGAAAUAGAAAAUAGAAACAGAGCGAAACGCAAGAGGAUUAAUUUUUUCCUUCUUUCCCCUCGGCUUCUCUCCCCCCUUUUUUCCACCCUCUGCGUUCGCUUGCAAUUUUCGUACGAUCUUCUUUUCUCGGAGCCGUCGAAGAGCGCGGAGGAGAGAAAGAUAGGCAGGAAACCGGGGUGUACGUAUUGUAUGUAUCUUUUAUCUUAAGUAGACGCGACAAGUAAGAUGUAAUAAAUAGAACCGCGGUACUUGUUCAUAUUAGCGCGUACUGUCCGUGUAAUGUAAAUCAUUAAUCGACCUCGAAGUAGUCACACUGUAUGAUAAUAUUACUAUCACUAUACCGCGAUUAUCGCUAUUACUAUUACUGCUGCUACCACUGCUACCAACUACUAUUAUUAACUUUAACUAUUACUAUCUACGACUAUCCGCUUUUUUUAUUGUACGAUAUACAUAAUAGGUAGAGAUGGAUGUACAUUUUCUUAGUUAUGUAAUGUUCACACAAUUGCCCCUCCGCUCGCCCCCCGCCCCUCUUGUAAUUUAUAUAUUCAAGGAAUUUCUCUAAAUGUGUUAAUGCUGCUCUGCUUUGCGGAUAAAGAAAUUAUAUAUAAAUAUAAAUAUAUAAAUAUAUAAAAGUAUAUAUAUAUAUAUAUAUAUAUAUAAAAGAUGAACAAAUAUAAAUAUAAGUAAAUAUAUAUAUAUACACACACACAUAUAUAUAUAUAUAUUUUAUUUCAGAGGUUUAGUUCGAAACGACGUUGAUGCUGAUGAACAAAUUAGAGUCUUACUGUGAUUCGUGUAAAGAAGAAUAAUUAAUGAAAGCAAACUAUCGUUAUUAUAUAUUGUCAUCGCCCGUAGUCGUUAUAAGUGAAGUCGCGACGGACCCGACGAAUGAUUUUCGUAAUGAGAAAAGAACAGACUUGUGAUUUUCCUUUCGCUAAUAACAAUUACGAGUUAUUCGUUCGAUGUAAUAAAAACAAAUAUUUUUACCGAAA
Molecule: messenger RNA, 14733 nt
Organism: Odontomachus brunneus
Lineage: Eukaryota; Metazoa; Arthropoda; Insecta; Hymenoptera; Formicidae
Product: mucin-5AC-like
Exons: 14
Coding region: 2670-10580 (2636 amino acids)
Biological process (GO): negative regulation of transcription by RNA polymerase II
Cellular component (GO): nucleus
Molecular function (GO): protein binding; transcription corepressor activity
Source: RefSeq, a predicted model, not a curated record